This is a messenger RNA of Gastrolobium bilobum, 1953 nucleotides long. RefSeq lists its product as uncharacterized. The coding region runs from base 1 to 1953 and encodes 650 amino acids. The record is from RefSeq and is a predicted model, not a curated record. NCBI's taxonomy places the organism in Eukaryota, Viridiplantae, Streptophyta, Magnoliopsida, Fabales, Fabaceae. The transcript is spliced from 7 exons.
AUGGUAGAAGAUUAUGGGUUCACCCCAGAGGAGAUGACCAUCGAUGAAAAUCUUGGGUACCCAAAAGCCUACAGAAAGCUCUGCCGUGACAGGGGUUUUGGUCCCUACAGCUAUGGCCCUCCCUUCACUUUCAUGCCUUAUGCUUUGCAGGAAGAUGAGGCUGAGAGAACAAGGAAUUUGGAUCAAAUGUUUCCUAUUAUUGAUCCAAAAGCUAAGCCAACUACCAAGCCUAAGAUCUUUGUCAGAGUCUUGUGGAAUCAACUCAGCCAUCUUGGGAAUGCUGGCUUUGACCCAGCGGUGAUUCGAGUAGAUGCUUAUGGCAAUGUCCUUUAUCAUCAUGCGGAUUCAGCUUCUCCACUGAAUUGGGGCAUUGAUCAUUGGUUUCCUUGUUCAAGGGGAGGAUUGACUGUUGUGAGCAAUCUGAGGAUUCUACAGCGGCAAGCCUGCAAGAGGAAGAACAAUAAGCUGGAAUUCUUAAUCCCCUGGUGGGAUUUUCAGUUUGGUAUCUCAGUAAAUCAGUUCCUGUCCAUAUUUGCAUCUUCAAACUCAGACUUCAGGCACAGAGCAUUUUCAUUUCUGUUCUCUGAAGGAGAAAAUCAUGAGUUGAAUAGUUCACAAAUAGUGGAUUCUCAUUCUUUUCCACAACAUUUCUUUGGAUUAAAAGAAGAAAUUGGCUUUGCUCCAGCUGCCAUCAUAGGAUCUCGAAGGGAAACAUACGAUACAUUAGCUUUAAGACAAGAAGAUUACAAUAGGAAGCCAAGGCCAAUACCUAAACCAGUUGCUUCAAGAAAAAGCAAGUGCAAUCUUUUGAAAGAAAAUGAGGAUCCAGAAUUUGAUAAAAACCCUUACCAAGCCAUUCUCAUGGCUAGAGAUUCCCUAAAGCAAAGAGAAGAAAACACAAGAGUGCAAGCAGAAAUACAGAAGCUAGAUAAUGAAAUGAAUGAAAUGAAGCUCACUAAUGAAGAAGAAAAACAGAUUCUUCAGGACCUGGAAUUGGUGCUCAUAAAAAGUAGGAGAAAGGCAGAAAAGUGCAGGCGGUUAGAGGAGGCUCAAUGUUCUUAUAGGACCAUGCUAGAGAAGAUGAUUAGAGACACUACUCACCAGAGUGUCAUUUAUAAGGAACAGGUAAGAUUGAACCAGGCUGCAAUUAAUGCAUUGAUGGCUAGACUUGAAGCACAGAAGGCAAUUUGUGAUGCUGCAGAGAAAGAGCUUCACAAGAAGUAUAAACAAAGAGAUGAAUUAGAGAAAGAGAUAAGACCUGAAUGGGAGCAAGGAAGAAAGAGAUUGAGAAUAGAUGAUGGUUCCACUUUUGAAGAGGGAGAAAUAAAAUCUGUUCUGUGUUUGGAGGAGCUCAGAGUGCUUUUGGAGGAAGAUCAAAGGGCAAAAGAAGAAGAAAAGGAAGAGGAACAGAAAAUAACAGCAGAUAACAUUACAGCAGAGAAACUUGAGGGGCAUAAUAACCAAUCAGUUGUUGCUUUGGAGGAAGAAAACUCAAUUGAACACAAACUUAAGAAGCUAGAAAUCAGUGAAGGUAAGAGGGUUUGUGGCAAAUCUUUCCCAGUUCUUUCAGAAACAGAAACUGAGGAAGAUGAAGAAAACAGGAAGCUACUUGGCAAAGGGAAUGUGGAGAAGUGGCUUCAAAUGCUUUUGGAGAAUAAUAGUCAUGAAGACAAGGAUCCACAAACAAACAAAACUGAAACAAGUGGGACUGAAGAAAUAAUCAAACAAUGGAAUCAGAAAUAUCCACAACAGGAGCUGAAGAUCUCAAAAUUUUUAGAUUUGGAAGAAGUUGCUUGCAUAGGUGAAGGGGUGAAAAGGAAGGAACAGCAUAAAAAGGGAAAGAGGCUUUUUAGGUCAGAGAGUGCAAGGGCCUUGAGGCGAAUCACAUCAUCUCCAUCUUUGCUAAUUGGGAUAAGGAAAGGUGUGGACAGAUUUAGAAAGGUGUUGUAUUGA